Molecule: messenger RNA, 5911 nt
Organism: Nematostella vectensis (starlet sea anemone)
Lineage: Eukaryota; Metazoa; Cnidaria; Anthozoa; Actiniaria; Edwardsiidae
Product: ubiquitin carboxyl-terminal hydrolase 47
Exons: 38
Coding region: 16-5217 (1733 amino acids)
Biological process (GO): protein deubiquitination
Molecular function (GO): heme binding; monooxygenase activity; iron ion binding
Source: RefSeq, a predicted model, not a curated record
UUGCUAAAUUUCCCAAUGGUUUUACUCUACUGUUUAUUAGCUAUCAUUCCAAUCUGGAUUUUGUACAAGAUAGUGGAAGAGAAAUGUUCUCCACUUAGCAAGAUCCCAGUACCGCCAGGAGGAUUUCCUCUUAUUGGACACUUGUUGACUUUCGCAAAGGAGCGUAAUCUUCUCUCGUUACUUCUAACUUGGAGUGAAAAGUAUGGCCCGGUGUUUCGGUACAGUCCUGGCUUCGGAUUUGGUAUAGGCGCGAACAGGGUAUACAUCACAGACCCAAAACUGGUCAAACAGGUUUUGCUGACGAAUUUCCACAAAUACCAGAAGCCUGACUUUGUCCGCGAGGUAGUGCCAAAUUUGACCAGCGGUCUCUUUACGUCUGCUGGCUCGGCGCAUGCGCGUCAACGUCGAAUGGUAACCCCUGCGUUCAGCCCUGGCAGGCUAGAGCUACUAAUGCCGGUGAUGAAAAAAGAAACAUUGAAAUUGGUCGAGAUCUGGAACCUAAAGCUAAAUAACGAGAUCACAUAUGUUAAAAACAACGUGUACGAGGACGUUAAGCACUUGUCCCUGGACAUCAUAGGGCGUGUGGCGUUCGGGUUUAACUUUAACACGGUGUCAAGAGGCGAUAGCGAGGUGUCACGUGCGUUCAAGGAGUUGAUGCAAGGGAUGAGCUAUGGCGCCAUCAUAAGAAGACGUCUGAUUCCUUUCUAUAAAUAUCUACCUUUCCCUGAUAGUAUACGCAUGAGGAAUGCUACUCGAAUAACAAAUGAUACGGUGAUGAAGGUGAUCAAAGAGCGUCGCCAAUCUCAAUCGAAUCGUAAUAACAAGGAUCUCCUCGACUUCCUGCUCGACAUGUAUGAUGAGGAGACGCGUUCCCACAUGGAUGACGAGGAACUCAGGUGCCAAGUGCUGACCUUUGCCUUGGCGGGCCACGAGACGGUCACAGCGACCGUGUGCUGGGCAUUGUAUGAAUUGUGCAGGCACAGGGACGUACAAGAGAAGGCUGCUCAGGAAGCAAUGAAAGUCCUUGAAAGUCAAUCAUCGGUAACCUGGCAACAUGUCCACAGCCUCCAAUACCUUGGUCAGGUGAUCAAAGAGACGCUCCGCCUACAUCCUCCAGCAUUCCUCACGCAUCGUGCAACAGUCAAGGAAGACAAUCUUGCAGGGUACACCAUCCCCAAAGGCACCUUUGUCGCUAUCGGCAUCGACUCAAUUCACAAGUCUGACAAGUACUGGACCGACCCACUCAUAUUUGAUCCGCAGCGAUUCACUGAAAAUGAUGACGGAAGUGCUCCCUACAAGCCUUUCACAUACCUUCCGUUCUCUGGUGGCCCUCGCACAUGCAUCGGCUACAAGUUCGCUAUGAUGGAGCUAAAGAUUAUCCUAGCUGAAUUAUUACGUCACUUCCGGUUUUCUGCGCCGCCUGGCUUACAGGCAAAGCCACUUAUCCGCUUGGUAACCAGGCCUGAUCCUCCACUUGAGCUUUUUUUAGAGAAAAGGGUACCCAGACCCAUCUUGCCCCUAGGAAUGGUUUAUGGGAACUCCAAAGAUGUCGUGGCUGUCGAAAAGUCAAGUACGGCAGAAGAACCGGGAGUUUUAUGCAUCGUAAAAGAUGAGACAAACGUUGACUGGCAAAGUAGUAGAAUAACAGUCAAUCUUCCGGCGUCUACCCAAAUCAAAAAACUCUACAAUCAUGUGGCUAAAGAAUUUGGAUACGAGGCGAAAAGCUUUCUACUUGUAUGGCUGGAUGUCAAGAGCGAACCGGGAGCGGGAGAAAUUCAACUCAACGACGAGGAAGAGACGACUUUGGCCCAAUUUGGGUUACAAGUUGGAAAUGCAAGAAAUAAUUUCCUUGUGAAAGAUAAAGAUGGGAUUGCUCCAAUAAAAGUAAAGGAAACAACUGACGAAGUCAUUGAGGGAAGUGUUAGUGCUAUGUUCAAUGAGAAUACUAGCCUUUCAAGUACUGCUAGCUACACAGGGUCUUACUACGCUGGAGAGAAUACCUAUGGAAAAUCUAACACAGGGUUUGUCGGCCUUGUCAAUCAGGCCAUGACCUGCUACCUGAACAGCUUACUCCAGACCCUGUACAUGACGCCGGAGUUCAGAAAUGCCAUUUACAAGUGGGAGGCAACAGGAGAGGAAGAAAAAGACAUCAAAUGCAUUCCUUCUCAGCUGCAGAAACUCUUUCUUAAAUUACAGACGAGUACAAAGAGAGCUGUAGAGACGACUGACCUAACACGGAGCUUUGGCUGGGACAGCAGUGAAGCCUGGCAGCAGCAUGAUGUGCAAGAACUGUGCCGUGUGAUGUUUGAUGCCCUGGAAGGCAAGUUCAAAGGCACAGAGCAAGAGGACCUUAUCAAUAAGCUCUACCAGGGGAAGCUCAAGGAUUAUGUCAAAUGUCUAGAAUGUGGUCAUGAGAGUGCUAGAACUGAUUCUUACCUUGAUGUACCACUUACUAUCAGACCAUUUGGUGAAAACAAGGCCUUUGGAAGCGUGAUGGAAUCUUUAGAAGCAUUUGCAGCCCCUGAAACUCUUGAUGGAUCAAAUCAGUACUUUUGUGAAAAAUGCAACAAGAAAUGUGAUGCCCAUAAGGGACUGAAGUUUCUUACAUUUCCCUAUCUGUUGACGAUUCAAUUGAAAAGAUUUGCAUUUGACUAUGUAACACUUCACAGGAUCAAGCUUAACGACAGGAUGACUUUCGCAAAAUUUUUAGAUCUCAAUAAAUUUGCAUCAGCUGAUAGAGAAAUGAAUUCAGAUGCUGAUGAAUUGGAUUCAAAGGGGGACUCCCCCUGCGGCACUGAAACAGACAGUGGCGUCAGCGAAGGCUACUCCGAUGGGGUGUCAAUUGAUGAUGAUGACGUUGGCAGUAAUAUUGACAACGAGCAGCCCUCUGUCAGGGCAUCUAAUGAUGCAGCUCAGCAUCUGCCCAAUGCCAAAGAAUGUUUCAAUGCGAGCAGCGAAGAGAGUGAAAAGAAUACUAUAAAGGGUGGCCCUUGCCAUACAGAAGAUGAUCAUAGCUUAGAUGAUGAUGACGCUGGAUUGCCAAGCACUUCCACAGAAAAUGGGGAACCACCAGAGUCCAACAAGGAAGAGGCCAACUACACAAAUUUUGCUGAAGCAAAGGGCCCUUAUGUCUACGAGCUAUUCUCUAUCAUGAUUCACUCAGGAAGUGCGAGCGGUGGUCAUUACUACGCCUACAUUAAGUCAUUUGCUGAUAAUCAGUGGUAUUGCUUUAAUGAUCAGAAUGUCACUCAGGUUGGUGAUGAUGAGAUUGAGCGAACAUUUGGAGGAUCCGAGUAUGGCCCAAGGGGUUAUUAUUCCUCAUUAUACUCAAGUUCAACAAAUGCGUACAUGUUGAUGUACCGGCAAGUGUUGCCAAGCAGAAACAGCAAGUUUCUUAGCAUGUCUGAGGUACCAUCACACAUUAAACGCCACAUGAAGAGAAUGCAGGAGCAGGAAGAGGCUGAAAGAAGACGUCGGGAGGAAGACAGGUGCACUUGUAAGAUCAAGGUGUUCUUCUAUAACCCUGUUCUAAGAAAAGUCUUGGAAAGAAAACUUGAAGUUCACAUGGACAAGACUUUGACAGAGGCUACAGAUAUGGCCAGGGAGUUAUUUGGUGUAGAGCUGGUGUACCCGGCGAACCAAUGUCGUCUAGUCAAGUAUGAUGAGUAUUAUGAUUCAAUUGAGAAAUCCUACGAUGGGGAUGAGAAUACCUCCAUGGGUGAAUUACUUGGAGGCGUCAAGUCUUCUUAUAUGUUUGAGCUCCUCCUCGAAACGAGACAGCCAAACGAAUCUUUCCUCCCAUAUAAGCCUGGAGGCACAACCAUAAAAGUUCAUAAGGUGGACCUUGUAACAGGACAGGUGUCGCCUGCUCUCACGGUCAGGGGAUGCCCUGAUGAGACCAUCAAUGACAUCAAACGGAUUCUUCAUGAGAAACUUCAUCAACCUGCAGAGCAUAUGAGGCUUGUCACUGAAGUUGGUCAACGCGAGUUGAAGCUUCUAGAAAUGCCAGAUAAAGCACUGAAAGACCUUGGGUUCUUUAAAGCAGCUAAGAUGUUUGUAGAAUGCUCCGGAUCUGAAGACAAGCAGCUGCCAUUCACAGAGUCUCAAUUAUACAAAGUGCUUGACUCCUAUCAACACACAAUCAGACUUCUGGUCACCCUGCCUAACCCGACCAGCAAGCCAACAGAUACUCAGACAUCAAGGUACAUAUUUGAAGAACCGAAGGAAUCACCUACUUCUAAACAUAAAGAGGUAGAAUUGUUGAUAGACAAGCGUGAGACGCUGGCCGGUCUUAAGAAGAAGCUUGAGCCACUUGUCGAAUGCCCCUCUGAACUCUUCAGGAUCUACAGGGUGUAUUGCAAUAACCAGGAAAUCGAGAACACCAGACUCCAGGAUACCCUUUCAGCAUUUAUGGAUGACACUAAGGUUCUAGUGAAAUAUGGGCGAGCCUUGAGGAAAGGGGAAUGCCAGAUAAAAGUGUUUAUGUUAAGUUGCGAGGACCCUGAGGAGCCAUUUAGAUACGUGUUUGAUUGGAUUGUGCACAAAGGGAUGAGUGUCCGUGAAUGCAAGGAGCUACUGCAUCCGGAAUUACAGCAGAGAUAUGGCUUUAACUGCCCUGUUGAUCAUUUGCGUCUGCGCAAGAAAACGUGGAAAAACCCUAGCACUAUCUUCCUUGACACCCAGGUGUUUGACGAAGACAUUGCUAUCUAUGCAAACUUUGAAGUGUUUGUCGAGAAGCUACCGGGUCCUGAGCCUAUGUCGACAACACUGCAGAGAUCUGUGUACGUCUGUCACUGGCAACCAUCCAUUCUCAAGCUUGGUCCACUACAUGAGCUAGUGUUGAGUGACAGCUCAGUAAGCGAGCUCAAGACGGAGAUUUGUAAACUCAGCAACAUUCCUGUGGACUGUAUAGACUUUGCAAAGGGCCGUGGACCCUAUCCUUGCUGCAUUCCAGUCCUAGAAGUCCAAGAAGGCUUGGAAUGGAACCCGGAUGUAGAAAGUCUAGGAAAUACACCGCUGUACAUAUGUGAUGAUGGAGCAGUCAUUUUUUACCGAGAUAAGACUGAGUCAGUUAUGGAAUUAUCUGAAGAAAAGAAAAAAGAAUUAUCAAAGAAAGACUCAACAAAAUCCAGCACAACACCAAUGAAACCUAGUUACUCAUACAAGGAAAGGGCACUCAAGAUAUACACGGAUGGAACAAAACCCAAGUCAUUAUGACAACAUUAUCUCUCAAAAUAUAAGCAAAUGGAAGAAAAUCCGAGCCGAAUGACAACACUUCCUCUCAAAAUAUACAUGGAUGGAACAAAACCACUAAAGGCUGGAGAAACUAUUUUCUAUCAAAUACGUCCCAGUAUUAUUUAUUCACCUCUGUGAAGGCAGCUUUACCCGUGAAUAUUUGAUGAUAGUAUUUUGUGUACAUGCACUCAAUGUGGCCAAACCUCUAUAUCUGACUCUAUGCAAUAGGUAUUUGGUUUAGGCCCAAUUUACUUCACCAGGGUCCCACAAAUCAGUAAGUAAAUACUCUAACGAUUUAGAAUAUCACAGGUUCCGCAUGCAUCCCUUUAGGCUCUUUAAGCCAUUAACCUUUUUUUUUAGUUUGAAUUUGGUUCCCAAUAUACAACACGAGCUAUGACACAUGAAUUCUUUGGUGCAAUGAUAGGAACUAUCCUUUUCGUUUCAGUAUCAGGAACUCAAAGAUUUCUUGGUUUAAUUUUUUUCGCCUCCUGUCCCACUUUAUAACGUUUUGCUCAAUACAAGUGAUUAUCUAGCAUUUUAGUGUAUUAUACUAUUUUUAUAGCAUUUGUACAUUAUCUUUAUUUGCAUUUCAUAUUAGGGAAACUGCCAAUUUGCUGUAAAAUAUUCUUAAAAUAGGACGUAAUGAUUUGAACGUCAAUAAAAUAUUGUGCUAUCA